ACGAUUGUUUAAGAAUUAACUAACUCUCGGGGCACGGUACAGUCCCCGUUCGCAUUCACGUUCAAAGAAUUUGUGUUAUCAGCUUCUUGCAGUAAUAUAAAAAGCCAUUAUGCUAAUUUGUACGUACUUGUAAAUAUAUCUCAAAGAAAAGAGUUCUGUGAGGAGAUAAAUAUCGUGAAAAUGAAGUUCACGUCUUUGUUGAUCUUAAUUUUGGGUGUGUUUUCGUUGUUUAUCGGAGCGAGCGAUGCGCGACCUAAAAUACCAAUUAAUGCUAUCAGGAAAGGAGCACGUGCAGUUGGUAAAGGAUUAAGAAUGAUCAACUAUGCCAGCACAGCACACGAUAUUGCGAGCAUGUUCCAUAAGAAAAAAAGGAAACACUAGAACAAUACGAUGAGAAGAGAAAAAAAUUGCGAGAACACUUGGUUGUUAUUUGAUUUACUACAAUAUUUUUGGUACCGGUUAUUGUACAUGACAGCUGAACGGUUUAAUCACUUCACUUAAGGAAAUAUUUAGCAUUAGUUAAUUUACCAACCGAAAUACUCCUAAACUAAUAAAAAUACCUGUAUGCUACAUUAACCUAGUACAUAUAGACAUAGGAUAUAGCUUUUAUAAAUGAGGAAGUUUUGACCUUUUUGUAUACUGAAAUGUAUAUUUUUCUUCUAGAUAUGUAGUAGAUAUAUAUUUCAGGUCACUGUUUUGAAAUAUAUCUAAUAUUUCAAAACAGUUGGUUACCUACCAUAAAACUAAAAUUAUACAUAAGUAGAUAUAGUUAGAUAGAGUUUGUUACUUUACCAAUUAGAUAAGUUUUUACUAUUGCGUACACUAAAGGUAAUAUUUUGUAAACAUGAGAUAAAAAGUUGAAGAUUUAUUAUGACAGUAGCUGACGACGCGCGGUUUCACCCGCGUGGUUCCCGUUCCCGUAAGAAUACGGGGAUAAUAUAUAGCAUAUAGCCUUCCUCGAUAAAUGCGCUGUCUAACACUGAAAGAAUUUUUUUAAAUCGAAUCGGUAGUUCCUGAGAUUAGCGCGUUCAAUCAAUAAAACAAACAAAAUCUUCAGCUUUAUAACUUUACGUGGUGGCGUUACAGGGUAUUAAUAGUAAUGUAAUAGAAUUUCAUGUGUGUGUACGGUGUGUUUGUAUACUUAUUUAUCGUAUGAAAAUCAUACAUACAUAUUUGAUAGAAGCAGGCGUUACUUUGCGGAAGUUCAUCAAGUUAUAUAAUGAUUUAUUUAUUUUGCUCCUGAGGAUGCUCCGGUUUCGGGGUGAAACGUACGUAGAGAGUAUUUUGUCGGACCUGGAUGACGUUGUCGCAUGGGUUCGUCGACUUUUCGCGGAUGAUAGCAAAAUAAAUAAAUCAUUAUAUAAUCAUAAAUACGAUAAAUAAGUAUGCAAACACGCCGAAUAUUCUUUUAAUAAUAAGCACUUGGAACAAAAAUAUAUUGUACUCGUUUGUAAACGUUACAUCAAAGGCUACAAGUUAUUGUGAGCCGUGCUGGAGACGUGUGAAGCCUGUCCAAAUAUUAUUCUCUUUCAGCAAACAAUAUAUUUUAUUCUUUUAUUACAAAUUCACAGCUUCUAACUUAGAAAAUCAUAUAUUUAUUCUGUUUUCAACUAAAAUUCAAUAAAUAUUGGACUAACUUA
Messenger RNA from Bicyclus anynana (squinting bush brown), 1640 nucleotides. RefSeq names its product virescein. The coding region runs from base 181 to 381 and encodes 66 amino acids. Lineage: Eukaryota; Metazoa; Arthropoda; Insecta; Lepidoptera; Nymphalidae. The record is from RefSeq and is a predicted model, not a curated record. The transcript has 2 exons. Gene Ontology annotation, biological process: defense response to bacterium. Gene Ontology annotation, cellular component: extracellular region.